Brassica oleracea var. oleracea is the source of this 1785-nucleotide messenger RNA. RefSeq names its product 3-ketoacyl-CoA synthase 5. Gene Ontology annotation, biological process: fatty acid biosynthetic process. Gene Ontology annotation, cellular component: membrane. The record is from RefSeq and is a predicted model, not a curated record. NCBI's taxonomy places the organism in Eukaryota, Viridiplantae, Streptophyta, Magnoliopsida, Brassicales, Brassicaceae. The coding region runs from base 58 to 1551 and encodes 497 amino acids. The transcript has 2 exons. Gene Ontology annotation, molecular function: acyltransferase activity, transferring groups other than amino-acyl groups.
CCCACUUUCCUUCUUUCCCUUUGUCACCUCCAAAUCUCACAGGCAAAACACUUAACCAUGUCGCCUCCCAAAAUGCCUGAUCUCUCGACCUCCACGAAGCACAAAUAUGUUAAACUCGGUUACCAAUACCUAGUCAACAACUUCCUCACCCUUCUUCUGAUUCCAAUCCUAGCAUACACCGCCCUUGAGCUUUUCCGAAUGGGUCCUGAAGAGAUCCUCAACCACUUGAACUCACUCAACUUCAAUCUCCUUCACAUCCUAUGUUCCUCUUUCCUCAUCAUAUUCGUUUCAACCGUUUACUUCAUGUCCAAGCCACGCACCAUCUACCUUGUUGACUACUCUUGCUUCAAACCUCCCGUCACUUGCCGUGUCCCGUUCGCUACGUUCAUGGAACACUCUCGUCUCAACCUCAUAGACAGUCCAAAGAGCGUUGAGUUCCAAAUGAGAAUCCUCGAACGAUCUGGCCUCGGAGAAGAAACUUGUCUCCCUCCAGCUAUUCACUACAUCCCUCCAACUCCAACGAUGGAUGCCGCUAGAAGCGAAGCAGAGUUGGUUAUCUUCACUGCCAUGGACGAUCUCUUCAAGAAAACAGGUCUUAAACCCAAAGACAUCGACAUACUCAUUGUUAACUGCUCUCUUUUCUCACCAACGCCUUCUCUCUCGGCCAUGAUAAUCAACAAGUACAAGCUCAGGAGUAACAUCAAGAGCCUUAACCUCUCCGGGAUGGGAUGCAGCGCUAGUCUUAUCUCUGUUGAUGUAGCACGUGACUUGUUACAAGUUCAUCCUAACUCCAACGCUGUGAUAGUUAGCACUGAGAUCAUUACUCCUAAUUACUACCAGGGCAAAGAGAGAGCUAUGUUGCUCCCAAACUGCCUUUUCCGCAUGGGAGCAGCGGCUAUUCUUCUCUCUAACCGCAGAUCAGACAGGUGGAGAGCUAAGUAUAACCUCUGUCACCUUGUCAGGACCCACCGGGGUGCGGAAGACAAGUCGUACUAUUGCGUUUACGAGCAGGAAGACGAUGAAAGUCACGUCGGAAUCAACUUGAAUAAAGAUCUCAUGGCCAUUGCUGGAGAAGCCUUGAAGUCUAACAUCACCACCAUAGGUCCUUUGGUCCUACCGGCAUCCGAACAGCUGCUCUUCCUCACGUCUCUCAUCGGACGUAAAAUCUUUAAUGCAAAGUGGAAGCCGUACAUACCAGAUUUCAAGAUGGCUUUGGAACAUUUCUGCAUUCACGCUGGAGGUAGAGCGGUGAUCGACGAGCUGCAGAAGAGCCUGCAGCUAUCGGCAGAGCACGUGGAAGCCUCGAGAAUGACGUUGCAUAGGUUUGGUAACACAUCCUCGUCUUCGUUGUGGUAUGAGCUUAGCUACAUCGAGGCUAAAGGGAAGAUGAAGAGAGGCGACAGGGUUUGGCAGAUCGCGUUCGGGAGUGGAUUCAAGUGUAACUCAGCCGUGUGGAAAUCUAACCGUACGAUCAAGACACCAACGGAGGGACCAUGGUCGGAUUGUAUCGACCGAUACCCUGUCUUUAUCCCUGAAGUUGUCAAACUAUGAGCAUGCCUCUCUCUCUUUUCGGUGAUACGUUUCAAUAAGGUUGGAAUAUGAUAGAGAAAAGUGAAAAGACGAUACGAAUACCAUAAAAAUGUUCAUAUCUGCGUAUACUUUCACAUCUCUAUUUUUUCAUUUGAAGUAUUUAUUUUUCUUAUUUCUUUUUAGAUUCUCGUGAUGUGUUAUUUGUGAUUUAUCAAAUGCUACUUUUCUCCUCUUUUUUAGAAAUUUGGAAUAAUA